Triticum dicoccoides is the source of this 1631-nucleotide messenger RNA. RefSeq lists its product as uncharacterized. The record is from RefSeq and is a predicted model, not a curated record. Gene Ontology annotation, molecular function: zinc ion binding. The transcript has 6 exons. NCBI's taxonomy places the organism in Eukaryota, Viridiplantae, Streptophyta, Magnoliopsida, Poales, Poaceae. Bases 88 to 1392 code for a protein of 434 amino acids.
GUCGCCCAUCCACGCGCCGCCACUUGUUUGCCCGCGGCACCCAGCAGCCGCCGCUAGCCUUCUCUUAACUGUAAGCGGUGGAUCGCCAUGGAUGGUGAUAACCUACCAAGAAGAUCAGCUAGGAAGAGGAAGGCACGUCGUCUAGAUGAGUCUGUUUAUGCUCCUGUGCUUAAGAGGAUGCCAAAUGGCAACACUGUUGAAGGUGGAAGCCGUGCUGAUUCUGAUACAAAUACUGAUGGUCUCGCCGAUCAGUUUGCUAUCAUAGACACCGAUCAUAAUAACAAGCAUCGUCCCGUAUCAGCUGAGCAUGGCAAUGCGACAACAACCCCUAACACGGCAAGCUCGGCCAUUGUGCCUGUACAUGUUGUGUUAGAUACGUCAGGUCAAUCAGCAGUUGCAGCGCCCGGUUCCUCGACAGAACGCACAAUAUUUCCAGCAAGUGGCGAGCAAUUGCAGUCUGCUGGGCCUUCUUCUAAACCGUAUACUGCACAAAUUACGGAUGGGAUGCAGGUUACUCCAAACACCACCAUUGGAAGGAACGGGGGUUCGCCGUCGACGAUGAAGAAGGACGAUCGGAGUGCCAAUAAGUUUAACGUGGAGCCUCCCAGCAAUGGGCAAGUGAAGCGAGCCGGAGAAGUCACAUUGAAGAUGGACAUGAGUUUGCUUAAUUGCCGCGUCUGCUCCCGCCCCAUCAAGCCCCCUGUCUUCCAGUGCAAUGCCGGGCAUGUAGCUUGCGGCAGAUGCCUCGCCGAGCUCCCCGGCGAACAAUGCCAGACGUGCGAGCACGGCGGUGGCUUUAGCCGCUGCCCCACGAUAGAUGCUGUCGUCUCAUCCUUGACGGUCAUGUGCGGCCACGAUGGCUGCGGGAGCGACGUCCCCUACAACGAGCUCGACGACCACCAGAGCGCGUGCCAGUACGCGCCCUGCUUCUGCAUGGAGCCUGGCUGUGGCUUCUUCGGUGCACCGCUGGCGCUCCUCAGCCACAUGGGUGCCCUGCAUGCAAUGCCAGUGCACAAGGUCCACUACGGCAAAGUUCACCGGUUCCGGGUGUUGGAGCCGGGGUGCCUACUCCAUGGGCAAGGGGACGACAGCGUGUUCCUGCUGGCCGUUGGCGCCAUCGGCAUGGCCACAGUCGUGUCUGUGGUGUGCAUCAGAGCUGGAGUGUCAUCAUGGCCGCAGUACGCGGUGAAGCUUCGGGCAAAUUGUCCGCCACCACCGAGCAGCAUAGAAGGCAGCAUUCUGUUGGACAUGAAGCCGGUGACGAGCAGCACUAGGCCCGGCGAGGUCGCUCUGAUGGAGCUGCCGUCUUUCUUGGGGGUGCCGCCUACGUAUCUGGUUGGUUCUGGGGCGUCCAAGGAGGUGUCUCUCGACGUUCACAUUGACAGGAUGUGAUCCUGAUCGUAACAUACAAGUGUCCCAUGGUGCCUUCUUAAGCUCAGUUUGAACUGGACCAAUGCGUUGUUUGUUUCUUUUUUUUUUUUUGACGUGAGAAGAGAACUAGUACGUUGUUGGUAAGGAAUGAUGGGUCUUGGUUGCAAUGCCAAUGGGCCUACUCAGCAAUUAAAAUAUGUUGCAGCUAGCUAGCACUCCAAAUAUGUUGUAUGGUUGAUCAGGAUUUGGGUUAAGUUUGC